CUCAAACAAUUGGAUAACAAGUCGAUUGGAGGGUCUUGAGGCCGCCAAGGCUACCUCAGCAGCCAUUGAGCUUACAAAUCCUGGAGCCUUUUGCGAAGAUGAGAGUGGCAGCGCUCUACUCUCUAAACCGGGGCUCGAAAUUGACAUUGAUGAGUUGGCACCGCCGCUUCCUCCUGACGGUGGGUGGGGUUGGUUGGUUGUACUUGGCUCGUUUGUUAACAUGAUACUCGUCGAUGGAAUGUGCUUCUCUUAUGGUAUCUUUCUUAGUGAACUUCAAGCCAGCUUUGAGGCCUCAAAGAUGGCAAUCACACUUGCUGGAUCUUCACUUACUGGCACAUAUUUAAUAGUCGCGGGAGUUCGAAACUGGAGCUGA
This is a messenger RNA of Protopolystoma xenopodis, 373 nucleotides long. Lineage: Eukaryota; Metazoa; Platyhelminthes; Monogenea; Polystomatidea; Polystomatidae. The record is from the annotation of a GenBank genome assembly.